GGUGAAAAAUGAUCGAGGAUGAAACUGUACCAUAUUCCACUGGAUUUGUAGUCCGGCGCUCGACGAACUCCCAUUAAGUGUGACUAUCCCGCCCGCUGAGAGGAACUACAACUCCCAUGAAACCACCGCAGCGCUUCUGUUAAUAUCAAUAUGGCUUCUGUCAGUCAGACAAAGGCGAAUCAGUUUUUGCCUUGAAAUGAAAUCAAAUUAGGGAAAGGUAGCGGGAGAGUCGGACAUCGUCCUGUUUUGCUGGUUCAUGUCUGGCGACGGGGAUUAAAGGGACUGAAACACUGUCAGUUGAGUUGAAUAAAUGCUGUGGUGCACGGAGGCCCCGCACGCGCACAAUCAGAAUGUCCCAUUAUACAGAUGAGCCUCGUUUUACCAUUGAGCAGAUCGACUUGCUGCAGCGGCUACGUCGGAGCGGCAUGACAAAGCAAGAGAUCUUGCACGCUCUGGACACCCUCGAACGGCUGGACCGCGAGCAUGUGGAGAAGUUUGGCCACCGGCACGCCCACGGCGGAAACGGGGCAGCCGGCGUCAAUCACGGCAAUGGCAGCAACGCCACCACCUCUUCCAACUCCUGCACUACCUCCUCUAACAACCUCACAGCCUCUUCUUCGACGACCUCUACGGCCACGCAGACUGGAUACCGUGGCAAUGGCCUCUCUCCCUCCCCUAGCAACAGCUAUGACACCUCCCCGCCCCCGACGGUCCCGACCCCUGUGCCGGUAGUAGCACCUUUGGUCCAAAAUGGACGGGACGGCCUCGCCGCUAUGCCCAACGGGAAGCUCUCUCCACCCCGCUUCACUGUUAGCAACACCUCCUCGCGGGCCUUUGCGUACGAGCACCCAGAUGAGGAAGUGGACAUCGAUGACAAAGUCGAGGAGCUCAUGAGAAUGGACAGUGCUAUAAUUAAAGAAGAGAUUAAAGCGUUCUUGGGGAACCGGCGAAUAUCGCAGGCAGUAGUUGCCCAAGUUACAGGUAUCAGUCAGAGCCGGAUCUCUCAUUGGCUGCUCCAGCAGGGCUCAGACCUCAGUGAGCAGAAGAAAAGAGCCUUCUACCGCUGGUACCAACUAGAGAAAACUACACCUGGUGCAACACUAGCGAUGCGGCCCACCCCGAUGGCCCUGGAGGACAUUGUGGAGUGGCGUCAGACCCCUCCUCCCAUUAGCAGCACCCAGGGCAGCUUCCGUCUGCGGCGAGGCAGCCGCUUCACCUGGAGGAAAGAGUGUCUGGCGGUGAUGGAGAGUUAUUUCAAUGACAACCAGUACCCCGAUGAAGCCAAACGAGAGGAAAUUGCCAACGCCUGCAAUGCAGUUAUUCAGAAACCAGGGAAGAAGCUUUCAGAUCUUGAGAGGGUCACGUCUCUGAAAGUUUACAACUGGUUUGCCAACAGACGGAAGGAAAUUAAGAGAAGAGCCAACAUAGAAGCAGCAAUCCUGGAGAGUCAUGGGAUUGAUGUCCAAAGCCCGGGAGGUCAUUCCAACAGCGAUGAGAUCGAUGGAAAUGACUACGGUGAGCCAGUAGCUGCUGACCAAGUUUUGGGAAUGGAUGACAACACCGGCCCAAACGAACACCAGGACCCCAUAGCUUUGGCAGUGGAGAUGGCCGCUGUCAAUCACAGCAUCCUGGCACUGGCGAGGCAGGGCGGACCCACCAGUGACAUCAAGACAGAGGUGCUGGACGAUGAGUGAGAAUCCUCCCUUCGACGUGGAGCGCGGAGGGAAGCCGAAGGAGAAAUGUGGGGUUAAGAAAACAAAGCCAAACAGUUUGUGCGUGAACUGUUAUUAUGAGGAAUAUGGCCAGGUCGUUGAUGACCAAAGUGAAUGCGGAGGUUAUAAAGACUGUUAACCCAACAUUCCCCCCUUCCUCCUUCCUCCUCCCUCCUACAUGUGACGCCUCAAUAGUCUUUUCAUUCAAACCGUUCUCCUACAUGCAGCGGGUUGGGGAGGCGCUGCGAUUAAACUGUUGACGAAACACGUUCACUAAAAACUUCAUGCGACAUAUCACCCUGCCAUCUCACACUUGGAUAGUGAAUUUCGCCUCUCAGUUUUCCUUCUUUCAGGAAGUCUUCUUUGCAGGAUAUAAGAGGUCAGUAUCAUACUAAAUGUUCACUGCCUCAGUCUCUCCAGGGAAAGUGUGUUGGGAAGCAAAUUCUCUCUCACUUCUUAACUUAUUUCUUUAUGUACGUGCAGUCCAGCGUUGCUGAAAUUGCGUUUAAACAGUUGUCACCAGGGUCUAAAGUUAACACUCGCCUACCACCAAAUGUGUACCUGCGACUUUGCCAAGUCUGCUUUGGCAAGCAUUAACAGACUAGAAAAUCAAAAAAAAAUAAAAAUAAAUACUGAGUAGUUGCUAAGUCUUACUGAGAAGUGCAAAAUAGUUUGGUGAUUCGAAAUUGACUAGUUUAUUGAUUAGUCUUGAACGUUUCUUUUUGGGAGUCUACAUAAAUGUGUUUUUGCAUUCAAAAACAGCUCUUAAGGCAUGGUUUUAAAAACGUUUUAAAAUGUUAUGUUUAAAUAACAUUAUUUUAAAAGUUAUUUUUACUUCAUAUCUUGUCUUAAAAAUGUCUGAGACACUAAAAAAACAUUGCCAUACUAGGGGUGGGUGAUAUGACCAAAAUCAAUCGGUAACAAUAUAUAUCACAAUAUUGUUAUUUUUGUCUUUAUUGCCUUUAUGAUAUCGAAUGUUUUUUGAUACCAUUGAAAUUUCAUCAUUCUUGUCACCAGUGUCAAUAUCACAAAAAACUAAUACUAGCCAAGAAGAAAAAAAAAUUCAAGUAAACAGUCAGCGAUAUAAUAAGUAUAAGAAACUAAUUACAAGCAAUAGGACAAAAAAAAAAAAUACAACGGAACAAAUAAAUAAGAAAUGUUACAUACAUUGUAUAAGUAAUCAAAAUGUAUAAAAACACUGCACAUUCUUCAUUGUGCAAAUUAAAUAUAUAUUUCUUCUUAUUAAAGUUACAAAAGUCAAAAGCAGUGAGAGAUUUUCUCUUUUGUUGUUUGAUAAUAUGAAUGACAGUCUCACUUUAAGAGCUACCCAGAUUUCACAUGUGAUUUCUUUCUUAGCUGUUUGCUUUCACUUAAGACCUAAAUUACUGUGUUUAUGAGGAUAUUUGCAAAGAUGGGCAUUUUGACAUACAAGUGUAUAUUUAACCGUUCAAGGUCUAUAAAGCGUCAAAAAUAACUCCAUUCAAUAUUCCUGCUCUCUCUCUGACAGCGCUCAAAAACAGUCUCUCAGACAUUGCGCGCAUAUAGCCAAACGAGUGGUCUUUCGCUGCUGAUUGCAUUUCAACAGCUUGACAUCACUUGUUUUUAAACCGCAAUACUUAAAAAUGCGUGCAAACGAUACGUUUUCAUGACCACGUAGCACAGCAACACCACGAGAGCGUUUAACUGCAAUAGAGACGAUAGUCCAAAAUCUCUACCCAUUGACAAAUUUCUACCGAUAUAUCUACCCACCCCCACCCCCUUAUGCGAUAUACAGUGCAACAGCUAAAGACGUGUUUCUGAAUGUGUAUAGCUGUAGUGACGUGUUUAAACAAGGUGAAUUUAAAGACACAACUCCUGGAUGAGUUUCACAAUGCAAAAUAUAUUAUAGCUAAUGUGUAGCAUGUUAAUUAAAGCAUCACCACUAAAAUAUCUAAACUAAAAGCAGCAAAAAAUGGAAACGUAAAUUGAAUAAUUGGUUGUUGAAUGAUUAAUUGUAACUCAUAACUAAACAUAUUACACUGUAAAAAGUGAUGUUGACUUGACUUAAAAAAAAAAUCGAGGAAACCCGUUGCCUUAAUUUUUAAGUAAAUAAUCAUUAAAAAAAAUAAGUUAAGUGAAUUGUCAAGUUCACUUAACUUUUU
Molecule: messenger RNA, 3853 nt
Organism: Onychostoma macrolepis
Lineage: Eukaryota; Metazoa; Chordata; Actinopteri; Cypriniformes; Cyprinidae
Gene: hmbox1a
Product: homeobox containing 1a
Exons: 9
Coding region: 351-1694 (447 amino acids)
Biological process (GO): positive regulation of DNA-templated transcription
Cellular component (GO): nucleus
Molecular function (GO): double-stranded telomeric DNA binding
Source: RefSeq, a predicted model, not a curated record